AUGAGACUCUUAUCAUGGAAUGUCAAGGGCAUCAAUGUCUCUGACAAAUGGUGCUUGAUUAAGUGCCAGAUUGAUGACACCAAAGGAGUUAUUUGGCUAUUACAAGAAACUAAAUGGAGCAAGGCUGAGAUUGAGGCCAAAAUGAGAGUUUGGAAACAUCAGAAUGGGUUUUUUAGGCAAUCGGAUGGAGCUUCCGGUGGCCUAGGAAUUAUUUGGAAACACAUGAAUGUUAAGAUCUCACUUGUGGGAGAAGAUAAGUAUUGGCAAUAUUGCUUGGUCACUACUCUUGGACAAAAUGAGAACUUCAAUCUCUUCAAUGUGUAUCGACCUUCUUCUGCUGGUGAUAAGCAGGCUCUCUGGGAUCUCCUAUCCUUUAAGCUAAAUAAUAAUACCGAUGGUAGUUGUGUGGUAGCUGGGGAUUUUAAUGUGAUCCUUUCUAACAUUAAGAAAAUUGGGGGUAUUCAGAGGACUGGUACAUCCCAAAAAGACUUCUUGGACUUUGUUGAGAAGAAUCAUAUCUUAGACAUUGUUCUGAAAAAUGGAAUUUUCACAUGGACGAAUUGGAUAUUGGGCUUCUCUAAUAUUGUUGAAUAG
Messenger RNA from Cryptomeria japonica (Japanese cedar), 594 nucleotides. RefSeq lists its product as uncharacterized. Lineage: Eukaryota; Viridiplantae; Streptophyta; Pinopsida; Cupressales; Cupressaceae. Gene Ontology annotation, biological process: base-excision repair. Gene Ontology annotation, molecular function: double-stranded DNA 3'-5' DNA exonuclease activity; DNA-(apurinic or apyrimidinic site) endonuclease activity; phosphoric diester hydrolase activity. Gene Ontology annotation, cellular component: nucleus. The coding region runs from base 1 to 594 and encodes 197 amino acids. The record is from RefSeq and is a predicted model, not a curated record. The transcript has a single exon.